Messenger RNA from Pestalotiopsis fici W106-1, 438 nucleotides. RefSeq lists its product as uncharacterized. The record is from RefSeq and is a predicted model, not a curated record. Bases 1 to 438 code for a protein of 145 amino acids. The transcript has a single exon. Lineage: Eukaryota; Fungi; Ascomycota; Sordariomycetes; Amphisphaeriales; Sporocadaceae.
AUGUACUUCACCGCAGCCAUCAGCACUCUUUUCGCCACCAUGGCUCUUGCCGCCCCGGCUCCCGCCCCGGCCGAGACCAAGUCCAUGAUGGCCGAUGCCUCUUGGACCAUUGAGGGCAUGAAGCGCACCUGCACCAGCGACCUCAAGUCCUGCACUUGGGACUUUACCAUCAACACUCACUCGGGCACUCCCCAGGCCUGCUCGGGCAGCGUCACCGGCAGCCCGGCCACUCAGACCGACAUUACCACUGCCAUCAAGUGCGGCAACUUCCAGUGGACCGCCGGCUGGAGCAACCAGUUCGGCCCCGGCUUCACCACCUUGGCCGUCGUCGACAAUGUCAACAGGCUCAUUGCUUUCCCUGCCUACACGGAUGUCCAACUCGCCAACGCUACCGUCGUUACCCCCGACCAGAGCUACACUCCCCAGGCUCUGUCUUAG